Entrophospora sp. SA101 is the source of this 252-nucleotide messenger RNA. The record is from the annotation of a GenBank genome assembly. NCBI's taxonomy places the organism in Eukaryota, Fungi, Glomeromycota, Glomeromycetes, Entrophosporales, Entrophosporaceae.
AUGUCCCCAAGGAUUAAACAAUUCGAAGAUAGUUUAGAAAUAAUAAAAAAACGGUUUGGAAAAUUACAACAAGAUUUAGUUUUAAAAGAAGAUUAUAUCAAAUAUCUUGAAAAAGAGAUAUUAAUUCGUAAUGAGAAACUAGAUCCAUUGCGGUUAUUGGAAAAAUUUCAAGAUGAUAUUGAUAUACUUGACAAAAAAAUAAAAAUCCUAAUAUCAUAUAAAAAUGAUAAUAAAAUUAUAGAUAUGGCAUAA